Messenger RNA from Closterium sp. NIES-65, 1629 nucleotides. Lineage: Eukaryota; Viridiplantae; Streptophyta; Zygnematophyceae; Desmidiales; Closteriaceae. The record is from the annotation of a GenBank genome assembly.
AUGCUGCUGCCCGUCUUGCUAUGCGUCGCCACUUACCGACCACUGAGCGUGCACACUUUAGCCAGGACCACUUCCUCUCAGUUUGCCCCACCACACUCACCGUUGACCAAGUGCCUCCUAGCAGCAGAGAAGAGCAUAAUCGCUGUAGGAGCCUCUCGUGGUGACCCUCGCACCCCCGUCUCUGAGGGGUGUUCCCCCUCUCCCCUCUUGCCCUCUGUUGCUUCUGCUGCUGCGGCCGACCUCGUUGGUUUCUACGGGGUCGGCGCUGCGUCUGCCCCUAGCGGGAGACGCCGCACCGGAAGGGCAAGGGGGGCAAGGGAGCUGGAGGGGCUAGCGGGGGCGGUGGAGGUGGUGGUGGAGGUAGUGGAGGGGGUGGCGGUGGUGGUGGGAGUGGUGGCGGGGGUGGCCGCGGUGGUGGCAGCAAUGGAGGCGGAGGAGGCGGCGGUGGUGGCAGAGGGAACGGAGGCGGCGGAGGUGGCGGAGGCGGUGGAGGUGGCGGAGGCGGCGGCGGCGGCGGCGGCGAUGGAGCUGGUCGCGACUCUGCGCAGAGGAGUGGGUUCAUUGGUGGUCCAGCGCCAGCAGCAGCAGCAGAGUCGUGAGACCUUGUCCCCUCAGCAGCUUCGUGAGUGGGCGGGGGUUGCCAUCUUUGAUCUUGAAUAUGAUGCUAUCCUUACUGCCAUGUAUGCUGUGUCUACUAGUGCUGAGGGUGACUGUUACCUGUGUGUACCGCCUGACCCGGGCAUUGAGGCUACUGCUCUAGGUGUUGGUGAGGCUGCUGCUCUAGGUGCUAGUGCGCCUGCUGCCCAAGGUGCUAGUGCGUCUGCUGCCCCAGGUGCUGGUGAGUCUCCUCUCUCAGGUACUACGUCGGCUCAGGCCUUACACACCUUCACCCUUGACUCGGGUGCUUCCCGCUCCUUCUUUCGAGACCGCACCACGCAUACGCCGCUUAGUCGGCCGGUUGUAGUCUCCCUGGCGGACCCCUCUGGGGGUCCUGUCCUUGCUAGCUUCUCCACUGUCUUACCGUGCCCAGCACCCCCCUCUGGCACCCUGUCAGGUCUCUACCUCCCCUCGUUCUCUACGAACUUGGUGAGUGGAGCGGACCUACAGGAUAGGGGGGCUGACCAGUUCACUCCUGCGAGUCAGCGGGUGACCCACUUCACGUGUGCUCGGACAGGCCGACACUUGGCCACGUUCACCCAUCGGCCAAGGUCGAGCCUGUACACCCUUAGCACUGAGUCUCCUCCGCCUGCUGAGUCUGGCCAGGUAGCUGCGUCGAGUCAGGUGUUUGCUGCAGCGUCCAGGUCUGGUCCUGAGUCUGCUCCCUGCUUUUGUCGUCUCCUGUCCUACCAGACUCUUCUUUGGUACCACCGUCUUGGUCACCUCUCCCUGCCUCGUCUCCGAGGCAUGGCCUCCCGUGUCCUUGUCUCUGGUCUCCCCGGUCUCUUCCUCCCCUACAUCUGGGGCCUGCCCCUACCUGCGUCCCCUGUGUCAAGGGGCGACAGCGCGCCGCCCCUCACUCCUCCAAGUUUCCUCCAAAAGAGGCUCCGCUGCAGACUCUCUACGUGGACGUGUGGGGCCCCGCCCGCGUCCGUGGACUGGGGCACGAGCGUUACUUCUGUUGGUGGUUGA